AUACUCCCUAGAAGAUGAGCCCUCCAACCUGGACGAGAUGCCUCUGAUGAUGUCGGAGGAAGGCUUUGAGAAUGAUGAGAGCGACUACCAGACGCUGCCCCGGGCCAGAGUCAAUCAGAGACAGAGAGGCCUCGGCUGGUUCCUCCUGGGAGGCUGGAAAGUCCUCUGCGGCAGCUGCUGUGACUGCCUGGUCCACACAUGUCGGAGGAAGAAGGAGCUGAAGGCCAGGACGGUGUGGCUUGGCUGCCCGGAGAAAUGCGAAGAGAAAUACCCCAAAAAUGCCAUCAAAAACCAGAAGUAUAACAUCAUCACCUUUGUGCCUGGGGUUCUCUACCAGCAGUUCAAGUUCUUCCUCAAUCUCUACUUUCUGGUGGUGGCCUGUUCGCAGUUUGUGCCAUCACUGAAAAUCGGAUAUUUGUACACGUACUGGGCCCCUCUGGGUUUUGUGUUAACCGUUACAAUGGUGCGAGAAGCUGUGGACGAAGUGCGACGGUACCAACGGGACAAAGAGAUGAACUCUCAACUCUACAGCAAGCUCACAGUGCGAGGUAAAGUCCAAGUGAAGAGUUCAGACAUACAAGUUGGGGACCUGAUCAUUGUUGAGAAGAACCAAAGGAUUCCUGCAGACAUGAUAUUCCUGAGAACAUCAGAGAAAAAUGGUUCAUGUUUCAUCAGAACAGAUCAGCUGGACGGAGAAACAGACUGGAAACUGAAGGUUGCUGUCGGCUGCACGCAACGACUACCAGCAGUGGGGGACCUCUUCUCCAUCAGCGCCUAUGUCUUCGCCCAGAAGCCUCAGCUGGACAUCCACAGUUUUGAGGGGAACUUCACAAGGGAAGACACGGAUCCACAGAUCCAUGAGAGUCUGAGCAUUGAAAACACUCUGUGGGCCAGCACAGUCGUUGCAUCUGGCACGGUGAUAGGGGUGGUGAUCUACACAGGCAAAGAGACCAGAAGCGUACUGAACACGUCUUAUGCCAAGAACAAGGUUGGCUUACUGGACCUAGAGCUGAACCGCCUCACCAAGGCCCUGUUCCUGGCCCAGGUGGUUCUGUCUGUUGUCAUGGUGGCAGUGCAGGGGUUUGUGGGUCCUUGGUUCCGCAAUCUUUCCCGAUUCGUUGUGCUUUUCUCUUACAUUAUCCCCAUCAGUUUGCGUGUAAACCUGGACAUGGGGAAGGCAGCUUACGGCUGGAUGAUCAUGAAAGAUGAAAACAUCCCUGGCACGGUUGUGAGAACCAGCACCAUCCCAGAAGAACUGGGCCGACUAGUCUAUCUGCUGACAGACAAGACUGGUACUCUGACACAGAAUGAAAUGAUCUUCAAGAGGCUGCACCUGGGAACAGUGUCUUAUGGCACUGACACCAUGGAUGAGAUACAGAGCCACAUAAUCCAGUCAUAUGCACAGGCAACCUCCCAGCCUUCCAAUGGUGGCACCAGUGGCGCCACUCCAUCACGGAAGACCCAGACGUCGGCCCCGAAAGUCCGCAAGAGCGUCAACAGUCGCAUCCACGAGGCUGUGAAGGCAAUCGCCUUGUGCCACAAUGUCACACCUGUCUAUGAGUCACAUACCACGGUAAAUGGAGAGACGGAGUCUGCUGAAGCUGACCAGGACUUCAGUGAUGACAACCGCACAUACCAGGCAUCCAGCCCCGAUGAGGUGGAGCUGGUGCGGUGGACAGAGAGCGUCGGCCUGACCCUGGUGAACAGAGACCUGACCUCCCUGCAGCUGAAGACUCCUUCUGGACAGAUUCUCUCCUUCUACAUCCUGCAGAUCUUCCCCUUCACCUCCGAGAGCAAAAGGAUGGGCAUCAUCGUCAGGGAGGAAACAACAGGAGACAUCACUUUCUACAUGAAAGGUGCUGAUGUUGCCAUGGCGAGCAUUGUCCAGUAUAACGACUGGUUGGAAGAAGAGUGUGGGAACAUGGCCAGAGAAGGCCUGAGGACGCUGGUGGUAGCCAAGAAGUCCCUGUCUGAGGAGCAGUAUCAGGACUUUGAGAACCGCUACAACCAGGCGAAGCUGAGUAUCCACGACCGAACCCUGAAGGUUGCCGCUGUGGUGGAGAGCCUAGAGAGGGAGAUGGAGCUCCUGUGUCUGACCGGUGUGGAAGACCAGCUACAAGCAGAUGUUAGGCCCACACUGGAGAUGCUCAGGAACGCUGGCAUCAAGAUCUGGAUGCUGACGGGGGACAAGCUCGAGACGGCUACAUGCAUCGCCAAAAGUUCCCAUUUGGUCUCCAGAAAUCAAGACAUCCAUGUCUUCAGACCGGUCUCGAACAGAGGAGAGGCCCAUCUGGAGCUCAACGCCUUCAGAAGGAAACAUGACUGUGCUCUGGUCAUCUCUGGAGACUCCUUAGAGGUGUGUUUGCGGUAUUACGAGCACGAGUUUGUAGAGUUGGCCUGCCAGUGUCCAGCCGUGGUCUGCUGUCGCUGCUCCCCGACUCAGAAGGCCCAGAUUGUCACACUCCUUCAGCAGCACACAGCCAACAGAACCUGCGCCAUAGGUGAUGGAGGAAACGAUGUCAGUAUGAUCCAGGCUGCAGACUGUGGUAUCGGAAUUGAAGGAAAGGAAGGGAAGCAGGCAUCUCUGGCCGCAGACUUCUCCAUCACUCAGUUUAAGCACAUCGGCCGUCUGCUCAUGGUUCACGGCAGGAACAGCUACAAGCGCUCUGCAGCGUUGGGUCUGUUCGUCAUGCACAGAGGCAUGAUCAUCUCCACCAUGCAGGCUGUCUUCUCCUCCGUAUUUUUCUUUGCCUCUGUGCCCUUGUACCAGGGUUUCCUCAUGGUUGGGUAUGCCACCAUUUACACCAUGUUUCCUGUGUUCUCCUUGGUUCUGGACCAAGAUGUGAAGCCAGAGAUGGCUCUUCUCUACCCAGAGCUUUAUAAAGACCUCACCAAGGGACGUUCAUUAUCUUUCAAGACUUUCCUCAUUUGGGUUUUAAUCAGUAUUUAUCAAGGUGGCAUCCUCAUGUAUGGCGCCCUGGUGCUGUUCGAGUCGGAGUUUGUGCACGUGGUCGCCAUCUCCUUCACCGCGCUCAUCCUGACCGAACUGCUGAUGGUGGCGCUCACGAUUCGUACGUGGCACUGGCUCAUGGUGGUGGCCGAGUUCUUCAGCCUGGGCUGCUACCUGGCCUCACUCAUGUUCCUCAACGAGUACUUUGACUUGUCGUUCAUCACGACUUGGCCUUUCCUGUGGAAGGUGUGCGCCAUCACGUUGGUCAGCUGUCUUCCUCUCUACAUAAUCAAAUACCUGAAGCGCAAGUUUUCACCUCCGAGCUACUCCAAACUAUCCUCAUGAGCCAAAACUUGGAUUACUUGUGUUUGUUUAGUAUUUUUCCGUGCUUCUCUGAGCUUUUCUGUUUUCAGCACUUUUUUUACACACUGAUCCUGAACGAUGGACAGGUGACCUGUGGAGGUUAAGGAACCACUGGAACAAUGGAAAAUGGAGAGAAAUUAAAUAAUUCGUCUUUGGAUUAUGUCACUGAAACUUGAGAUGACUUGAAAAUAUGGGAGCACAUAAAAAAAACACUAUAAAAGGACAUAUUUAGUCCCACAAAAGAAGAGCGAGAUGGUGUUUGUGACUGCACUCUGACGACCUGAAACGCUUGACCUCACUGUUUUAAAAAGGGUCAAUCUGCCUUCUUUUGCUUUGAAGCAUUUUAAACAAAUGAGCUCCCAGUGUCAUUUUAUACAGUUCUGAUGCAUUACUUUCAAUGUAUAAUUUUUUAUAUGUGAAGUUCAGACUUUUUGUAGGUCUUUUUUUUUAUUCUAGGUAUUAAUUACAGUUGCUGGCCUGCAUCUGUGAACAGUGUUGAGUUGCUUUAAGGGAUAAAAAAAAAAAACAUCAUUUAUUGUAAUGUUUUCCUACGUUACUGUAAAAAAAAAAAAAGAAAGAAAAGCCUUUACAUGCAGCUUUGAUUACUACUGCUGUCAAUGUAAACCUCACUGCAAUCAACUCUUGUACAAACGUGCAUUACACAAAAUAAGACAAUUAAUACGAUGACAUUCACAAAGAAGAUGCUGGAACUUGCUUCGAACAAACAUUUGCUGCUUUAUGUCGUUUCACAUUUUCAAGACAGCGAAUGGCAUUAUUAGUCCAUCGUCUCUGUAGUAUAAAACCAGCACUCCAUAGCCAUGUUAAAUGUUGUAUUGUCAGCAUACUUGGCCUUGAUUAUACUGCAUUUACGUUUAUGAUGUCUGUCAGUGGCCACCAGUCCUCCCGUGGGACAUGGCAGCUCGAGUCGUGCCUCAUUAUGAUGUAGUAUUUUACUGUACCGAAGAAUCGGAUGUUAAGCAAUCUGAGGUUUUUGGGUUUCUUUUUGUGUCCUCUGCAGCCAGAUCUGAACUUCCAGGAGCUUGAAUCCCACGGCUCUUCUCUGAAAACAUUUUUUCUGUUAGUAAAACUACUUAGAAAGUCACAACGAAGGACCCUGAAACACUGUCGGCUGUAUAUUUUUAGGUCUUUAUUGACAAUAUGACUCCCCUGGGCCUCUAUGUGACUUUGGCCUGUAGCAGACGUUGACAUUCAGCUCUUUUUAAGGAGGAAUGAGUUUUAUCAUUAACUCCUUGUACUACAAGUGUUGAGCACAUUAUGAGCACAGUGGAAAAAGUCAGUUGGACGAUCGUUUAACUGUUCACUAAACAGAAUAGUUUAGCCUAUUUUUUCUUAAUCAUUAUUGAGUUAAACUCAGGUUGAUCAUUCCUAAACAUAGUUUAAAUUUGUUUAAAUUGUGGCAACCAUACAGUAAAAUGUAGCUAGACUAUAAGAAAAAAGAGUAAUGGAUGUAGUUGUUUGGGAAAGAGUUGGUUUAAUGCAAAUUGCGUUUAGGGUUUACAUUUCUCAUUUACAUUCUUAUGAAAAGCAGUUCCAAAUGUUGAUUCCUGUGUUUUCUGUUGAGAUUUUUGUUCUGCAUAUGUGAUAAACUUGUGAACUUGCUUUUUGUGUCCUACACUGCAAUUUCUAACAAUAUGUCUGUUAUUUAUAAUAAUGUUAUUGAUUGAUGAAUAAUAAAAAGACAGAUGC
Molecule: messenger RNA, 5020 nt
Organism: Morone saxatilis (striped sea-bass)
Lineage: Eukaryota; Metazoa; Chordata; Actinopteri; Moronidae
Gene: atp9b
Product: ATPase phospholipid transporting 9B
Biological process (GO): phospholipid translocation; retrograde vesicle-mediated transport, Golgi to endoplasmic reticulum; endocytosis
Cellular component (GO): endosome; trans-Golgi network; plasma membrane
Molecular function (GO): ATP hydrolysis activity; ATP binding; magnesium ion binding
Source: RefSeq, a predicted model, not a curated record